ACUUACAUUUUCCACAUGACGAAGAUCACCGUGCAGUCGUCCAAGGCCGUUAAACCCGACUACGGCGGCGGCGACACUCCGGCCACCGCCUUCGUCCCGCUCACCGUGUUCGACCUCAUCAGCUUCGACGACUACAUGUUCGGCGUCCACGCCUUCCACCCGCCGUCCCCGCCCACCGCCGCCCUCGAGGCGGGGCUCGCCCGGGCGCUGGCCGAGUACCGCGAGUGGGCCGGCCGGCUGCGCGCGGACCCCGCCACCGGCCGCCGCGGCAUCCUGCUCAACGACGCGGGCGUCCAGUUCGUGGAGGCGGCGGCGGCCGACGGCACCACGCUCGCGAGCGUCAUGCCGCUGCUGCAGCCCACGCCCGAGGUCCGGCGCCUCCACCCGAGCGCCGGCGGCGGCGGCGACGACGACGGCGCCGGGGAGCUGAUGCUGGUCCAGGUGACGAGGUUCGCGUGCGGCUCCCUCGUCGUGGGCCACGCCAUGCACCACGCCGUCGGCGACGGCUUCGCCAUCAGCCGGUUCCUGGUCGCGUGGGGCCAGGCCACCCGCGGCGUCGCCAUCGACCCCGUCCCGGUGCAUGAUCGGACGUCCUUCUUCGUGCCCCGCGACCCGCCGCGGGUCGAGUUCCAGCACCGCGGCGCCGAGUUCAAGAAGCCACGCGAGAGGAAAGACGACGACGCGCGCAGAAGCAUCGACAGCGGCGCCGGCGACGAGGUGUUGGUCCGGCACGUGCGCUUCAGCCGCGAGUUCAUCUCCGAGCUCAAGUCCCGGGCGUCCGCUGGCGCGCCCCGACCCUACAGCACGGCGCAGUGCCUGGCGGCGCACCUCUGGCGGUGCGUGACCAGGGCGCGGGGCCUCGGCGGCGGCGGCGGCGGCGGCGGCGGCCGCGUCACGGCCCUGCACCUCGCCGUGAACGGACGGGCGCGGAUGCCGCGGGUGCCGGAGGCGUACACGGGCAACCUCGUGCUCUGGGCGCACCCGGCCACCACGGCGCGGGACCUGCUGGCGGGGCCCCUCGGCCGCGCCGCCGAGCUCGUCCGCGCGGAGGCCGCCCGCGUCGACGACGCCUACUUCCGGUCGUUCAUCGACUUCGCGAGCUCCGGGGCCGUGGAGGAGGAGGGGCUCGUGCCGCCGCUGGCCGACCCGGAGGCCGCGGCGCUGGGCGGCGACGUCGCGGUGUACUGCCUGCUGCGGGUCCCGUUCUACGACGUGGACUUCGGCGGCGGCCGGCAGUUCUUCUACACGCCGGGGUACUACCCGGCGGAGGGCGUCGUCUACAUCCUGCCGCCGUCCCCGUUGGGCGACGGGAGCGUGGAAGCGCACGUGUCUCUCUUCAGCCGCGCCAUGGAGACCUUCAAGGCCUGCUGCUUCUCGAUUGAGCACCACGAAGCACUUCAGGAUCAGUAAUUAAAUUAAUAAUAUACCGAUGGCCUCUGCAUGCUUAUUAGCAUCAUGUCGGCCAUUUGCUUCAUUAUUAUUAUUACCAGGGCUGUAGCCCGGGUCCUGGUCUAAAAAAUCAGGGUGUGUUUAGUUGGUGAAAAAAUUUAGGUUUUGGUAUUGU
Panicum virgatum (switchgrass) is the source of this 1564-nucleotide messenger RNA. RefSeq names its product agmatine coumaroyltransferase-2-like. The record is from RefSeq and is a predicted model, not a curated record. Gene Ontology annotation, molecular function: acyltransferase activity, transferring groups other than amino-acyl groups. Lineage: Eukaryota; Viridiplantae; Streptophyta; Magnoliopsida; Poales; Poaceae. The transcript has a single exon. Bases 16 to 1410 code for a protein of 464 amino acids.